CUGUGGGCAGUCACUAAGCACGUGGGAUAGGCUCCGGGGUCCCGCCGCGCGAAGGGAGUGGAACCUCGAUUUUGGUGGUGUCAAUCGUGGGCAGCGGUCUAUUGAAGGCCAUGGCACCGGCGGAAGUCCUGAACGGGAAGGUGGUCUCUGCGCAAAUAAGGGAGAGAUUGAAGAACCAAGUCAUUCAGAUGAAGGAGCAAGUACCUGACUUCACCCCAGGCCUGGCAAUUUUACAGGUUGGCGACAGAGAUGAUUCCAAUCUUUAUAUAAACGUGAAGCUGAAGGCUGCUGAGGAGAUUGGGAUCAAAGCCAUUCACAUUAAAUUACCAAGAACAGCUACAGAAUCUGAGGUGUUAAAGAGCAUCACGUCCUUGAAUGAAGACUCUACUGUACAUGGCUUCAUAGUACAGCUACCCUUAGAUUCAGAGAAUCCCAUUAAUACUGAGGCAGUUAUCAAUGCUAUUGCACCUGAAAAGGAUGUAGAUGGAUUGACUAGCAUCAACGCUGGAAAACUUGCUAGAGGUGAUCUCAAAGACUGUUUCAUCCCUUGUACACCUAAAGGAUGCUUGGAACUCAUCAAAGAGACAGGGGUGCAGAUUGCUGGAAGGCAUGCGGUGGUGGUCGGGCGUAGUAAAAUAGUUGGUGCCCCAAUGCAUGACUUGCUUCUGUGGAACAAUGCCACAGUGACCACCUGUCACUCCAAGACUGCCAAUCUGGACAAGGAGGUAAAUAAAGGUGACAUUCUGGUGGUCGCAACUGGUCAGCCUGAAAUGGUGAAAGGAGAGUGGAUCAAACCUGGGGCAGUUGUCAUUGACUGUGGAAUCAACUAUGUCCCAGAUGAUAAAAAACCCAAUGGGAGGAAAGUUGUGGGUGAUGUGGCAUACAACGAGGCCAAGGAGCGUGCAAGCUUCAUCACGCCUGUCCCUGGCGGCGUCGGGCCCAUGACAGUGGCUAUGCUGAUGCAGAGCACAGUAGAGAGUGCAAAGCGUUUCCUGGAGAAAUUUAAGCCAGGGAAGUGGACACUUCAGUAUAACACCCUUAACCUCAAGACACCUGUUCCAAGUGACAUUGAUAUAUCACGAUCUUGCAAACCAAAACCCAUUGGUAUCCUGGCUCGGGAAAUUGGCCUGCUUUCUGAAGAGGUUGAACUAUAUGGUGAAACAAAGGCCAAAGUCCUGCUCUCAGCACUGGAACGCCUGAAGCACCAGCCUGAUGGGAAAUACGUGGUGGUGACUGGAAUCACUCCAACACCCCUGGGAGAAGGAAAAAGCACAACCACGAUCGGUCUGGUGCAGGCCCUUGGCGCCCAUCUUUAUCAGAAUGUGUUUGCGUGUGUGCGACAGCCUUCCCAAGGGCCCACCUUUGGAAUAAAAGGUGGCGCUGCAGGAGGUGGCUACUCCCAGGUCAUUCCUAUGGAAGAGUUUAAUCUCCACCUCACUGGUGACAUCCAUGCCAUCACCGCAGCUAAUAACCUCGUCGCUGCGGCCAUCGAUGCUCGGAUAUUCCAUGAGCUGACCCAGACAGACAAGGCUCUCUUUAAUCGUUUGGUACCGUCGGUAAAUGGAGUAAGAAAAUUCUCUGACAUUCAAAUUCGAAGGUUACGGAGACUAGGCAUUGAAAAGACUGACCCUGCCACACUAACAGAUGAAGAGAUAAACAGAUUUGCAAGACUGGAUAUUGAUCCGGAAACCAUAACUUGGCAAAGAGUGUUGGACACUAAUGACAGAUUCCUGAGGAAGAUCACCAUUGGACAGGCUCCAACAGAGAAAGGGCACACACGGAUGGCGCAGUUUGAUAUCUCUGUGGCCAGUGAAAUCAUGGCUGUGUUGGCUCUCACCAGUUCUCUGGAAGACAUGAGAGAGAGGCUGGGCAAAAUGGUGGUGGCAUCCAGCAAGAAAGGGGAGCCCAUCAGUGCAGAAGAUCUGGGGGUGAGUGGCGCGCUGACGGUACUGAUGAAGGAUGCAAUCAAGCCCAAUCUCAUGCAGACGUUAGAGGGCACCCCGGUGUUUGUUCAUGCGGGACCAUUUGCCAACAUUGCACACGGGAAUUCUUCCAUCAUUGCAGACCGGAUUGCGCUCAAGCUUGUUGGCCCAGAGGGCUUUGUCGUGACCGAAGCAGGAUUCGGAGCAGACAUUGGAAUGGAAAAGUUUUUUAACAUCAAAUGCCGAUAUUCUGGUCUCCGCCCUCAUGUGGUGGUGCUUGUUGCCACUGUCAGGGCUCUUAAGAUGCACGGUGGCGGCCCCACGGUCACUGCUGGACUGCCUCUUCCGAAGGAUUACAUAGAAGAGAACUUGGAGCUGGUUGAAAAAGGCUUCAGUAACUUGAGGAAACAAAUAGAAAAUGCCAGAAUGUUCGGAGUUCCUGUAGUGGUGGCUGUGAAUGCAUUCAAGACAGACACAGAGGCCGAGCUGGACCUCAUUAGCCGCCUUGCCAGAGAACAUGGGGCCUUUGAUGCCGUCAAGUGCACUCACUGGGCGGAAGGGGGCAAGGGUGCUUUAGCCCUGGCUCAGGCUGUCCAGAGAGCUGCACAGGUGCCCAGCAGCUUCCAGCUCCUUUAUGACCUUGAGCUCCCAGUUGAGGAUAAAAUCAGGAUCAUUGCGCAGAAGAUCUAUGGGGCUGAUGACAUUGAAUUACUCCCUGAAGCUCAGCAGAAAGCUGAAGUCUACACAAAGCAGGGCUUUGGGAAUCUACCCAUCUGCAUGGCCAAAACACACUUGUCCUUGUCUCAUAACCCAGAGCAAAAAGGCGUGCCCACAGGCUUUGUUCUGCCCAUUCGUGACAUCCGUGCCAGUGUCGGGGCUGGUUUUCUUUACCCUUUAGUAGGAACGAUGAGUACAAUGCCUGGGCUCCCUACCCGGCCCUGUUUUUAUGACAUUGACUUGGAUCCUGAAACCGAACAGGUGAAUGGACUCUUUUAAACAGAUCAUCCUUCUCCAAGAAGCCACUUUGAAAGUUUGGCCCACUGUGGUGGGAAGUUGAGAGAAGUCAACCGCUGCCUGGAGGGUCUUCUGAAAUGAAUAAUGGGAGUUUGCCUACAAGCCUUUUUUCAGCCUUAAUUCUCAUGAUUAUGUACAAAUUAACAUAGCUCAUGUACCUAUUUACUUUAAUGAAGUUCUACAGAAUAAAAAGAAAAUAAUUUUGCUA
Molecule: messenger RNA, 3144 nt
Organism: Marmota flaviventris (yellow-bellied marmot)
Lineage: Eukaryota; Metazoa; Chordata; Mammalia; Rodentia; Sciuridae
Gene: Mthfd1
Product: methylenetetrahydrofolate dehydrogenase, cyclohydrolase and formyltetrahydrofolate synthetase 1
Biological process (GO): tetrahydrofolate interconversion
Cellular component (GO): cytosol
Molecular function (GO): ATP binding; formate-tetrahydrofolate ligase activity; methenyltetrahydrofolate cyclohydrolase activity
Source: RefSeq, a predicted model, not a curated record